GUUCCCAUUUGCACUGUAAACCCACGCAAUUACACUCCUUUGCUCGCCUCUGACUGCGUGUUUCGAUUCCCCUCCAUAUCAAGUGUCCAAGAUCUGAAGAUACAGCAGCCACGACUGUUCCGAAUCACUCCCAUAUUGUGACCACCGUUUCUCGCUCAACGAAGUGCCUCGAACGCAUCGCGAACCUCUAUCGCCCAGACCCACUCCAACAUCGCCGCUAGUCACUCGCGCUCCGCGCCACCAAUGCACAUUUUUCCGCCUUGCGCAACCACGCUUAGGUAGCCGAAGAGACUGACGCCGAGCGCGGGUUACGGCGUCGACGAGACAUGCGCAGGUGAUUUCCUGGUGGCACGUGUGUUUUCAGGUGUCAAGUGUCCGGCGUCAUUGGAGAGAGAGAGGUUGCCAUCCGUGAAGCUGCCAUUUGCUUCUCCGCGUCACGCCUUCCCACUACAUCAGCACCGUCCGCGAGGCCAACAUGGACGACAAUGAAAUCAAGCAGGACGUACUGGAGUCGGAAGUACGAGAAAUGAAGCUGAAAGAGGAAGAGGAAAGCGUAGACAUGGACACCAUAUCUCUCUCUGCGGCGGCGGCCAAGGAGGUCAACUCUGGCCAGGCCAGUGGCAGUGGCACGCCGUCCAGCAUGAAGCGACGGUCGAAGUCGCCCGUCAAAUCACGAGCGAGCGCUGAUUCUCCGGCCAUCAAAACGGACGACGAGGAGACUAUUGGCGGCGAAGUCACAUUGAAGACCGAGCCGGGCAAGCCGCCAAAGCUGUCGCGCACGACUUCGCAUAAGAUUGAAAAACGAAGUGCACGGUUGUACUUCGAUCAUGCCGACACCACAGAAGAGUCAAAGUCUACGUUCGAGGUCCUGCCGCAGUGCACGUAUGCCAACAAAUACUUGGGUACCACUGAACAUGCACUCGAAUGUGAUUGCGUGGAAGAAUGGGACUCAUCAUCGCGGACGAAUGAGGCCUGCGGAGAGGAUAGCGAUUGCAUCAAUCGCGCGACGAAGAUGGAGUGUAUCGGCGACUGCACUUGCGGCUCAGCCUGCCAGAACCGACGCUUCCACAACAAGCAGUACGCUGAUGUUUCGGUCUUCAAAACAGAAAAGAAAGGCUACGGGCUCCGCGCCAAUACCGAUUUACGGCCUAACGACUUCAUUUUCGAAUACAUUGGCGAGGUCAUUGGUGACCAAGUCUUCCGGCGGCGAUUGCACCAGUAUGACGAGGAGGGGAUAAAACACUUCUACUUUAUGAGUUUGUCGAAAGGCGAAUUCGUUGACGCAACAAAGAAAGGCAACCUGGGACGGUUUUGCAAUCACAGCUGUAAUCCCAACUGUUACGUCGAUAAAUGGGUGGUGGGCGACAAACUUCGAAUGGGCAUAUUUGCCGAACGCAAGAUCAAAGCCGGCGAGGAACUUGUCUUCAACUACAAUGUGGACCGGUACGGUGCAGAUCCACAGCCAUGUUACUGCGAAGAACCGAACUGUACUGGUUUCAUUGGUGGCAAGACGCAAACAGAGCGUGCUACCAAGCUCUCCAGUACUAUCAUCGAGGCUUUGGGCAUUGAUGACGCUGAUGCGUGGGACACUGCCGUGGCCAAGCGCCCUCGCAAGAAGAAGGCUGGUGAGGACGAUGAGGAAUACGUCAACAACAUCGAGCCUAGGGGUCUCGACGAAGAAGGCGUAAACAAGGUCAUGUCUUCCCUCAUGCAAUGCAAGGAGAAGUGGAUUGCGGUCAAGCUCCUGUCACGCAUACAACGCGCGACUGAUGACAAGGUCCGCCAACGGGUCAUUCGCUUCCACGGGUAUCGCAUACUCAAGACGGCUCUGUCUAACUUCAAGGAAGACACCAAUGUGUGCAUUCAGAUCCUGGACAUUCUAGACACCAUGCCGAGGCUCACCCGCAACAAGAUCCAGGAUUCGAAGAUUGAAGAGGCAAUUGAGCCUUUGACUGAGAAUGAGGAUGAACGAGUUGCGUUUCGCGCUAGAGAACUGCUAGAAGCGUGGUCGAAGCUGGAGGUCGGUUACCGUAUACCACGUGUCAAACGUGACCCCAACGCUGUUCCCGACCGCAAGACAGAUCGACGAGAUGGGGAGCGACGACGCAGCAAGUCUCGGUCACGAUCGAAAUCGCCCGAGCGCAUAGUAGCGCCGACAGGUCCUCGAGCAGGUGCGCCAGCGCGUCCAGGCUUCACGAGACCUCCGGGGCGUUUUCGACCACCUCCACCUGGAACUGGCUUGCCUGCUGGUUGGUUUGAAGCGACUGCUGCCAAUGGCGCCACCUACUAUUACACACAGAAUGGCACAACAACAUGGCAGCGGCCGACCGUGGCUGCCAAUGCGGCGCCUCCGCCUCCACCUCCGAAGGCGGUGACUGACCAGAUGGCUUUACAAGAUCUCAUCAAGAACAUUGUCGCCUCGAAACAAGAUCAACCGGCUAAGCCCUCUGCCACUUCGACUCCUGUCGAGACGCCGAAGAAGGAGCGCAAAGAAGAAAAGUGGCGGAAACUUCCAGAGGAGAAGCAGAAGAAGCUGUACGAAAACGCAUUGCAACCCCAUAUCCUGCAUGUGGCAGGGAAGUUCAGGAAAGAGCUGCCAAAAGAAGACCUCAAACGCUGGUCCAAGGAGUUCGCCAAACAAGUUGUUGAUUCUGAUUUCAGGAAAGGUCGAGUGGACGAUCCCAACAAGGUCAGUGACAAGAGAGCAAAAGAUGUCAAGAAGCAAUGUCAAGCCUUUUUCGAGAAAGCCAAGAAGAAGAAGCUUGUGGCCGACCAGAAACGAGCGGAGAGGAAGGCGCAGAAGGAGAAGAGCGGCGAGGAUGGCAGCAAGACCCCACCAGGUUCACCGCCGCCCGCAGUGGCCAGUCCAGUCGCUGUAGACGACGAUGUUUUGUCGGACCAAGAGAUGGACGAUGCGGUGGAUGCUACUCCUCAGGACACUGCGCUCAAGCGGAGGCGUGACGAUCCUUCAAGUCUCACCGACGAAGAGCUUGCCGCCAAGAAGCAGCGUAUGGAGCCGAUCGACUUUGCACCACCACCUCCUCCCCCUCCGCCGCCGGUCACUGAACCGGGCAUAGACAGCGAGCAAGCAACUCCUCGAACCAAUGACGGAGACUACAUGAACGGUACUUCAAGUCACGAGGAUCUCGGCUUUUCUAUCAAAGGAGCCGCGCGCUCACAAAGUCGUCCCGGCUCGCGCAGUGACGAACCCGUGCAGACUGCGACGCCGCCUACUACUGGCAGUCCUGAUCAGGAUGAAACAGAAAAGGCUGCCCAGCGGACGAACUACGGAGAAAUGAACCCAGAGCGCUUGCGACAAUUGGGUGUUUUGGACUUGCCGAACAACUGAUACCUUUUCGUUCUUCUAUCUUGAUUUGACGAUUCGUGGGCAUUUCUAGCAGGCACGUUGCAGUAUUGAGAUGGGCAGCUUACAGGCCCAGUACAACAGCAUUUGGGAGAAGGGGUCAGAAAGGAACUUUUUUUAAUGCUGUACACUAGUUUUGUCACGCAGAGCAUACGCUCUCGAGCCUUUGAUAAUGGCCAACAUUUGACAUGUAACUUCUGAAGAGUCUCUCAUGCCA
This is a messenger RNA of Cercospora beticola, 3581 nucleotides long. RefSeq lists its product as uncharacterized. The record is from RefSeq and is a predicted model, not a curated record. Gene Ontology annotation, molecular function: protein binding; histone H3K36 methyltransferase activity. Lineage: Eukaryota; Fungi; Ascomycota; Dothideomycetes; Mycosphaerellales; Mycosphaerellaceae. Gene Ontology annotation, cellular component: nucleus; chromosome. Gene Ontology annotation, biological process: regulation of DNA-templated transcription.